This is a messenger RNA of Papilio polytes (common Mormon), 5551 nucleotides long. RefSeq names its product dystrophin, isoform D. Gene Ontology annotation, cellular component: plasma membrane. The record is from RefSeq and is a predicted model, not a curated record. Gene Ontology annotation, biological process: synaptic signaling. The transcript has 25 exons. Lineage: Eukaryota; Metazoa; Arthropoda; Insecta; Lepidoptera; Papilionidae. Gene Ontology annotation, molecular function: zinc ion binding; protein binding. The coding region runs from base 114 to 3791 and encodes 1225 amino acids.
GCCAGCCGCCGCAGCAGCCGCAGCAGCCGCAGGCGGGCGGCGCGCUGCCCGCGGACGUGGACGCCGGCGUGCAACAGAUCCGGCAGUGGGUGUGCGCGCAGACGGAGGCGGCCAUGCUGCGCGCGCAGCCGGUGGCGGUGGGCGACGUGGAGGACGUGCUGCACCAGCUCGACAAGCAGAAGGGCGUGCUGCGCUCGCUGGAGCAGAAGAAGCCGCAGCUGGAGGAGCUGGUGCAGGCGGCGGGCGGGCUGCGCGCCACGGAGAACCGCCAGCAGCUGCACGGCAAAGUGAGCGCGCUGCGCGAGCACUGGGCGGAGGCGAACGCGCGCGUGCUGCAGCGCAAGGCGCAGCUGGACGCGAUGCUGGGCGACUCGCAGCGCUACGAGGCGCGCCGGCGGGACGCGGACGCUUGGCUGACGCGCAUGGAGGCGCGCCUGGCCGCCAUGGCCCCGCCGGGACACACCGCCGACGUGCUCGACACGCAGCUCCGCGACCAGAAGUCGUUCCACGCGGAGGUGCACCAGUACAAGCACCAGAUGGAGCUGUUCGGGCAGCUGACGCAGCGCCUCAUCGCCGUCUACCGCAACGACGACACCUCGCGCGUCAAGCGCGCCACCGAGGCCAUCAACCAUCGCUACUCCGACCUCAACAAUAGCAUCGUGUCGCGCGGCAAGGCGCUGCACGCGGCGGUGUCGUCGCUGCAGAACUUCGACCGCUCGCUGGAGAAGUUCGUGGCGUGGCUGAGCGAGGCCGAGUCGCUGCUGGACGCGGCCGAGCGCGAGCCGCAGCUGCUCCAGGACUUGCAGUCAGAGAUCGAGACUCACCGCGAUGUGUACGCGUCGCUUACGGGCACAGGCCGCCGGCUGCUGGGCUCGUUGUCCUCGCAGGAGGACGCCGUCAUGCUGCAGCGCCGGCUGGACGAGAUGAACCAGCGCUGGCACCACCUCAAGGCGAAGAGCAUGGCCAUCAGGAACCGCCUGGAGAGCAAUGCUGAGCAUUGGUCCGCAUUGCUGCUGUCUCUACGCGAGUUGACGGAGUGGGUCAUCCGCAAGGAGACCGAGCUGACCGCACUGGCGCCCCCGCGCGGGGACCUCGCCGCACUGCUCAAACAACAGGACGACCACCGCGCGUUCCGCCGGCAGUUAGAAGACAAGCGGCCAGUGGUGGAGAGCAACCUGCUCAGCGGCCGCCAGUACCUCGCCGCGGAGCCGCUCGCAGACGCCAGCGACAGCGAACCGAGUCGCGAGGGCGAGGGCGACUCUCGCGGGUACCGGUCCGCGGAGGAGCAGGCGCGCGAGCUGGCGCGCUCCAUCCGGCGCGAGGUGGGCAAGCUGGCUGACACGUGGAACUCGCUCGUCGACCGCAGCGACGCCUGGGGGCGCUGUCUAGACGACGCUGUGCAGCGUGUACGAGCAUUCACCACAUCACUGGAAGAGCUUGCCGCCCGCGUGCAGGCGGCGGAGGCGGCCCGAGCCAGCUGGCGUGCUCCGGGCGACGCGCGGGAUGCCCGGGCGCAGCUGGACGCGGUGUCACGCGCGCGGGCGCAACUCCCGCCCCUGCGCCGACUGGCUGACGAGCUGCGGGCCCAGGCUCAGCAUCUCGCUAGAGACAAUGUACAGCUACCAGACCACUUGAGAGCACGACUUGAUGACCUAAAUGCAAGAGUGUCAGCGCUGAGCGCGGGCGGGGAGGAGCGCGCGCGGCAGCUGGCAGGCGUGGCGCGCGACGGGGGUGCCGGCGCCGCCCAGGGCUUCCUCGCCGGCUCCGUGCGCCCGCCCUGGGAGCGCGCGGUCACGCCCGCCAACGUGCCCUACUACAUCAAUCACGAGCUGGAGACGACGCACUGGGACCAUCCGAAGAUGAUUGAACUGAUGACGUCACUGGCGGACCUCAACGAGGUUCGCUUCUCCGCGUACAGGACCGCGCUCAAGUUACGCGCCGUGCAGAAGGCACUCUGCAUGCACAUGCUGCAGCUGGGCGGCGCGCUGGAGGCGUUCGACGCGCACGGGCUGCGCGCGCAGAAUGACCGCCUCAUCGACAUCCCGGACAUGAUCACCGUGCUCACCUCGCUCUACGAGGUGAUAGCGGCGGAGAAUCCUAGUUUAGUGAACGUGCCGCUGUGCCUGGACCUGUCCGUCAACUGGCUGCUGAACGUGUACGACAGCCAGCGCACCGGACAGAUCCGCGUGCUCAGCUUCAAGGUCGGCCUCGUGCUGCUCUGCAAGGGACACCUCGAGGAGAAGUACAGAUAUCUGUUCCGUCUGAUCGCGGACCCGUCCUGCCGCGCGGACCAGAGGAAGCUGGGCUUGCUGCUCCACGACUGUAUACAGGUUCCGCGGCAGCUAGGCGAGGUGGCGGCCUUCGGAGGGUCCAACAUCGAGCCCUCCGUGCGCAGCUGCUUCGAGCAGGCCUCCGCCGCCGCGCGCGAGGGCCACGCCGCGGGGGGCCGGGCCACGCUCGACAGGAGGACCGUGGGAGAUAAGGAGCGCGAGAAAGAGAAGGAGAAGGAGAAAGAGGACAAGGAGAAGAGCGCGGGGCAGGGUGCGGGUGCGGGGCAGGGCGCGGCGGAGGGCGAGGGCGAGGGCCAGCUGCAGCACAUCGAGGCGUUCCACUUCCUGCAGUGGCUGCAGAAGGAGCCGCAGAGCAUGGUGUGGCUGCCGGUGCUGCAGCGGCUGGCGGCGGCCGAGCCCGCGCGCCACCAGGCCAAGUGCAACAUCUGCAAGGACUACCCCAUCGUCGGCUUCCGAUACCGUUGCCUGAAAUGCUUCAACUUCGACAUGUGCCAGAAGUGCUUCUUCAGCGGCCGCAAGGCCAAGAGCCACAAGCUGACGCACCCCAUGCAGGAGUACUGCACCGCGACGACAUCAGGCGAGGACGUGCGCGACUUCACGCGUGCUCUACGCAACAAGUUCAAGUCGGCUCGCUACUUCAAGAAGCACCCGCGCGUCGGCUACCUGCCCGUGCAGACCGUGCUCGAGGGCGACGCGCUGGAGUCCCCGGCGCCGUCCCCGCAGCACGGCGGCGGCGCGGCGGCCGACGACAUGCACUCCCGCCUCGAGCUGUACGCCUCGCGCCUGGCGCAGGUGGAGCUCGGCGCGCGCGCGGCCGACACGCCCGACAGCGACGAGGAGCACCAGCUGAUAGCGCAGUACUGCGCGUCGCUGAACGGCGGCGAGGCGGAGGACGCGCCGCGCUCGCCCGUGCACGUCGUCUCCGGCAUCCAGCGCGAGCAGCGCCACGAGCUGGAGGCCAUGAUACGCGAGCUGGAGGAGGAGAACGCGAGCCUGCAGGCGGAGUACGAGCGGCUGAAGGCGAAGCAGACGCCGGGCUCGACGCCGGAGGAGCCGCAGGGCGGGGCGGGGGGUGCGGGCGCGGGCGGGGACCAGGACAUGAUGGCGGAGGCGCGGCUGCUGCGCCAGCACAAGGGCCGGCUGGAGGCGCGCAUGCACAUCCUCGAGGAGCACAACCGCCAGCUCGAGGCGCAGCUGCAGCGCCUGCGCACGCUGCUGCACGAGCCGUCAGUGUCCCCGCCGGCGCGCACUGGCACGCUGCAGACGCGCUCGGUGACCGCCUCGCAGCUGGCCACCGACUCGCCCGCCAAGCUGCACAACGGACUCUACCACGACACGCACACAGAUGACCUCGGUCGCGCGGUAGAGCAGCUAGUGUCGGUGAUGUCGGAGGAGCAGGCGGGGCCGGCCGCGCCGCCGGACUACGCCAACACCAACGGCAACGCAAACAACAACAACAAUAACAAUGGCACCAGCAAGCCCGCAGACAGCAAGGAGUAACUGCCUGCAGCGCGCGCUCUGGCAACACCCUCACGCCACAGAGUUGCCACAAUGGUAUUGCUUUAUCGGUUAUGGCAACACGUUUCUAUCCAAAUACUGAAAUGAAUCUUAAAUAAUUCGAUUCAUAAACGCUUAUAAUCUGUUAGUUUGGCGUCUAAGUGUGGCAUUUAAGAUGAUUUUAACAUUUUAAAUUACAUUUCAGUAUUCGGUCGUAUUUAAAACAACUUUAACUAGUCUCUAAAUCUACAUUAAUAGACAACUUAGAGACUAGUUAAUGACUCCUGCAGUUAGUAUACUAAUUUUCGGCUCAUCACUAACACUCGCGCACGUCUGAGUAACACCUUUAUACAAGAGCACUAACACUUCAUCAUCAUGUACUAAAAGCGGGCCCCAGCCCAAGGUCCGACCCUGAGGGCUGCCCGCGGGCCAUGCGGGGCUAAGUACGCGGAUACUUAGCCGCUAAUGGCCAAGGGUCCGCCAGACGAUACCGUAUGCAACGCUUAUUUUAGCAAUAAGGGCGUGCCAUUGUUGCACUACGCGUCGUGAUUGAGUCAUUCUUACUUCGCUUUACGAAACUACACUCGCGGCAACUCUCCAGUGUUGCCAGAGCGCGAAUCAACGAAAAAGACAAAAUGUAACCAGCAUUUAUAUAUUAAAAAUGUACCAAAAUUGUCUAUACAACUUAUUAAUCGUUUAAGUACAUAUCUUGUUAGUACAAUGUUCAUAUAAUCAUAUCACUUUGUAAAUUGUCAUAUCAUUUUGCUGUGUAUAAAACUGACGCGUGUAAAAUAUAUCACGGAAACGUAACGAAUCGCAAAAUCGAGUUUUUUUGUCGCAAUCGAUACAGCUUUUGUAAGCUUUAUAUCAGGAAUGUAGCUUUAAAAUCUGUUUUGAGACAUUUUAUGAAAGGUUCGUAAACAAAGUUCCGGGCGACGCGGCCUGAGUUAGCAGUGUAGGGGUGGGGGGAGGGGGGAGGGGGAGGGGGUGCAGUUGUGCAGUAGUGUAGUGUAGACAAUCAAUGCUUGUUGUUACAUGUUAUCGAUUUAUCCAAAAUGUAUCGUUAGUUGGAAAUAUGAAUAAUCAAGCUUGUACGCGGCGUAGUUAUUUUCUGCGCGGAAGUUCCCAUCGCGAUUGUCUAGCUUUCGAUUUUGCUUUAUUUUACUGAAGAAUAGAUAAAACAUAUCUGAAAUUUUGAAACAUAUCAGUGUUACAAUUUUUAUGAUAAUUUGCAAAUGUUUGAAAUUGAAUUUUAAUACGGUUGAGUUGAUUUUUAUAAUGGCAAUAAUGCGAUGGGAACUCUCUUUAAUCUCCCUUUAUUUGGGAUCUGAAGUAGUAAAUCUUUUUAGCGACUACAUAUAUCGACAUUUUGUAUCCGCCAUGUCUCGUAGGGUAUUUAACGGACGCGAGCAUUUUCAUGUCGCGGUUCGUUUUCAGACGUUUUGUAAGUUGUCUACUGUAAGGCGCCUACCUUUUAGAUAAAAUAUUGGAGAGAUGACUUUUAUACGAAUGUUAAGUGAACUGUUGAAGCUAACUAUAUUAUUAAGGACUUCCGAUUUAACCAUACCAGGUUAUUAUUUUAUAUUUUAUUGACGUGUGCAGACAUUUUGUUUUUUUGUAAAGCAAGAGGCAGCACGAAAUGUUUGUGACGACGGCAACUAUAUACUUGUUCUUAUUUUAAUUUAUCUAAUAUAGAUUUUAAGAAAAAAGCACAAUUUAUUGUAACCUUAACGAAUGAAAUAUUAUAAUUAAAUUUACAUUAA